Messenger RNA from Aspergillus brunneoviolaceus CBS 621.78, 1392 nucleotides. RefSeq lists its product as uncharacterized. The transcript is spliced from 14 exons. NCBI's taxonomy places the organism in Eukaryota, Fungi, Ascomycota, Eurotiomycetes, Eurotiales, Aspergillaceae. The record is from RefSeq and is a predicted model, not a curated record. The coding region runs from base 4 to 1152 and encodes 382 amino acids. Gene Ontology annotation, biological process: transmembrane transport. Gene Ontology annotation, molecular function: transmembrane transporter activity.
GCGAUGAGCUCUUUGGGUGCAGGCGGCGCGGAAUCGCCGUUCUUGAUCAACGCUGCCAAUGCAUUGGUGUUUGCUCUGAUGGGUUUUCUGUGCAUUUUCGGCGCCCCGAUCGCCAACCGGAUUGGCUUGAAUUGGACCUUGCUGCUGGGAGCGGUCGGGUACCCGAUAUACUCCGCGGCGUUGUAUACGAACAACCGCUAUGGCAAUGUCUGGUUCGUGCUUGUCGGGUCGGUAGCAUGUGGAUUAUCAGCGGGACUUUUCUGGGCGUCUGAGGGUGCGGUUGCACUUGGUUAUCCUGAGCCCGGCAAACGCGGCAAGUAUAUGAAUAUCUGGCUGUGGUUUCGGACCGGUGGACCGUUGUUGGGUGGUGCUAUCGUCCUGGGUCUUAAUCAUUCUCCUGGGGGCAAAGGCAAGGUUCAGCCUGAGGUAUAUCUGAUUUUCGUUGCGCUACAAUGCCUGGCCGUUCCUGUCGCAUACUUCCUUUCGCCGCCUGAAAAGGUCCAACGUAGCGAUGGGAGUCCCGUCAGGAUUAUCGCACAGGGCUCAUGGCGCGCUGAGAUGCACGAGCUCUGGAAGCUCUGCCGUAAGAAGCAGGUCCUCUUGUUGUUGCCCGUGUUUUGGGCUGCCUACUUCAACCAGUAUAUUGGCAAUUUCGAAACCUACUAUUUCAACGUCCGAGCUCGAGCUCUGAUGGGCUUCGUUAGCAACUUUGCCAACCUGCUAUCAUCCGGGAUCAUCAGUCGAUUCCUCGAUUACAAGGGUCUUCCUGUCAAGAGCCGGAUCACAUACAGUUUCUACUACGUCAUCGUCGUCCACAUCGCAGCCUGGACUUAUGGCUGGGUUGUUCAAGAACAAUUUACCGCCAACCCUCCAGUCCUGGACUGGACCAGCAAGGACUUUGUGAAGGGGUUCUUCGUCAUGAUUCUCUGGCAAUUCUCCCAGCAAGCUCUGCAGAACUUCAUGUACUACCUUGUCGCUACAAUGACCGACAAUAUCUCUGAGCUAGCGCGUUAUUCGGGUAUCCUUCGCGGGCAGGAGAGCUUUGCUCAGGCCGUGUCUUUUGGUCUGAACACCCGCGAUUGGUAUGGAGGCAGAGUUCCUCUCGCUGUGAACACGAUUCUUCUGGGUAUGACUUCUCGCGCUUGUUUGUAGCUACGUUUCGAUAGCCGGUUGACUAAUGACUCGUGUCGUAGGGCUUGCGGUGGUCCCCACGUGGCUGGUCAUCAAGGACCAUACUCCGAUUGAGCAUAGUAAAGAUGAAAUCACCCAGUCAAGGGGUGAUGAUGAGGAGGAAGGGUCUAGAUCGAGAUCUCUCGAUGGCGAGAGACAGGAUGGCUAUGUGGUGAGGGAGUCGACUGCAACGAAGAUGGCUUAGAUGACAAUUGAAAAUGA